AUGGCUCAAAGUCACCAAAAGUCCUAUUCGGAUGUUCGACGUCGAGAGUUUACCUUUAAAGAUGGUGAAUUUGUUUUCUUGAAAGUGCCACCAAUGAAAGGUGUGAUGCGUUUUGUCAAGAAGGGGAAAUUAAACCCAAGAUUUAUUGGGCUUUACAAUAGUUUGAAGAAAAUAGGAGAUGCAGCCUAUGAAUUGGACCUGGCACAAGAGUUAUCUUCUGUGCACCCAGUCUUCCAGGUGUCGAUGUUGCGAGAGUAUUUGAGGGACCCCUCGCAUGUCAUUUCCCCACAAACUAUUGAGAUAAAUGAGGGACUAAUAUAUGAGGAGCUUCCUAUUGCUAUACUUGAUAAACAAGUCAGGAAAUUGAGGAUAAAGAAGAUAGCAUCAGUUAAGGUGCUAUGGCGGAGUCAAGAUGUUGAAGAAGCAAGAUGGGAAGCGGAUAUCCUUAUUUAUUUCAAGAAAAUGAAGCUUAGGCUAGAAUAUUGUACUAAUAUGCCUUAUAUUUCCUUUUGA
Nicotiana tabacum (common tobacco) is the source of this 513-nucleotide messenger RNA. RefSeq lists its product as uncharacterized. Lineage: Eukaryota; Viridiplantae; Streptophyta; Magnoliopsida; Solanales; Solanaceae. The record is from RefSeq and is a predicted model, not a curated record.